This is a messenger RNA of Schistosoma turkestanicum, 572 nucleotides long. The record is from the annotation of a GenBank genome assembly. NCBI's taxonomy places the organism in Eukaryota, Metazoa, Platyhelminthes, Trematoda, Strigeidida, Schistosomatidae.
AAACCAACAAACUAUUAUUAUUCAUGCCCCUUUAUUAGUUUUUGUCAGUAGUGAUAAAUGUUAAAUUUGAAAAUUAUUCCCAGUGUAUAACUAACUGUUGAUUCAAUUGUCAAUUAUCUAUCAUCUGUUAAAUAGAAAAAAAUAUGUCAUCAUCAUCAUUCUUGUUGUUUUUUUCAAUUCUACUUAUUAUUAGUCCUAAACAUCUGGUCUAUUCACGUCAUAUUGAUAAUAUACUAUUACGAAGUGUAUUAAACUGUUAUUAUGAAUGUUCACAAAUUCCCGCCAAUGAAGCACAAGAUCAUCUGAAUAAUUUUUGUUUUAAUGAAUGUUUCAAUCCACCGCUAGAAAAACGCGGCAAAUUUUUCAUGUUAGGAUAAUAAUAAUGUAGUGAAGAAAAAUGUGAGAGAGAGAGGAAACUCAGAAAAACAAAUUUGGCAUUUAUCUACUUAUUAUUGUAAUUCAGUAAUAUAUUUACUUAUUUAUUUAUAAAUAAAUAAAACAGAAGAAAUACAAUUGGAUAAGUGAAAAAGAAAGCAGAAUUAUGAAAAUAAACUUCAUUGAAUUCAUUUAAA